Molecule: messenger RNA, 647 nt
Organism: Nilaparvata lugens (brown planthopper)
Lineage: Eukaryota; Metazoa; Arthropoda; Insecta; Hemiptera; Delphacidae
Product: ATP synthase subunit g, mitochondrial
Exons: 3
Coding region: 259-549 (96 amino acids)
Biological process (GO): proton motive force-driven ATP synthesis
Molecular function (GO): proton transmembrane transporter activity
Source: RefSeq, a predicted model, not a curated record
CUUUCCCUUGUUGACAUCAUGCUCACGUGAAGCUCUGUAUGCAAAUAUAUUUUCAAUAACAUUGUACGACGGUCAAAAUUUAUAGCAAUAAUUUUUAUGAUUAAAGCGAAUCGAAUUUUUGUCGUCCCAUUAUCAAAAUCUCAUAGCAAAGAUGAAAACUGAUAGAGAUGGCAUAGGCAAAAUUAUUCUUUUCGUCUGCGCAACGUCCAUUAUAAAAUUGUCUGGCCCAGAUCACCGAAGAAUCACAAGACUUACGAAAUGGCUACUAUUCUAAAAGGUCUUAUGGACGCUGCCAAGCCAAACCUGGCCACCUUCUUGAGGUACGCCAAAGCUGAGCUGACCCCUCCCUCACCGCGUGAUAUUGGCCGCGUUCGGGAAGGAAUCAAUGACAUCGUCUGCGGAGCCAAAAAUGGCCGUUGGAAGGAAUUGACCGUCAAGGAAGCUUGGCUCAACACCUUGGUGGCCACUGAAGUUGCCUGCUGGUUUUUUGUUGGUGAAGUAAUUGGCAGAGGUCACUUCGUUGGAUACAAAUUCCCCAAUGAACAUUAACAAAUUCAUGAAAAUUAUUAUUGUAGAUUAAACUGUUCAAUAGGCUAAGGUAUUCAAAUUUUAAUUAUGUAAAGAGAAUAAAUCAUUAAUGAAUUUGA